AUGGAUCUAGAAGAAGGAUUACAAGAAACAAAUGCUACUUUCAAUGAACCUAAGACGAUCUGGGAUCAAGAUAAAGAACACAUCAACGAAACAGGAUCUGAUGGCGCUAACUACUUUCCUUUAGUCACGGCCAUGGUUAAUGACCAGGCUGGACCCGAUACUUUGGUCAUGUCUACCUCUAAGUUCCGCUUUUUAUGGCCUUAUUCGGUUAAUCAUAAAUAUUGUUGCAUCUAUAGAGUGCCAUGCCGAUUACGAAAUGUGAGACCAGAUGCUUACACUCCUCAAAUGCUUCUCAUCGGUCCUCUUUCUAAGAAACCUCAAAUCAUGGAGCUCUCCAAAAACGAUUCGAGGCAUUUGGAAUAUGAGAAGAUGGAGCAGCACAAGAAGAAGUACCUUGAGAAUUUUGCACUUAUGUAUGGGAAUCAAACAGUUGAGGAGUUCAUAAGAAUCAUCGUAAGAGAUGAGAAAAUCGUAAGAGCAUGCUAUGCAGAAUCAACAGACUGGAUAAGCUCUGAAGACUUCGUUGAAAUGAUGCUCGUCGACUCGGUGUUCAUACUAGUGUUUUUAAAGCAGACCGGACGUAGAUACAUCGACAAAACAGGAGACUUUCUUUUCGACGAGUCUUGCCACCGAGACACUAUCUUUGAAGACCUACUCUUGCUCGAGAACCAACUUCCAUUUUCCCUUUUGGAAAACCUCUUUGGACCCUUCUUCAUAAAGUUUGGAAAUAACUUGACGUUCCGUGACUUUAUCCUUGGAAAUUUUGGCUUUAAAAAUAAGAUCAAACAAGAAGUGAAUUUCCUUCAUAUUACAGAUAUGUUUCGGUGUGUCCGUGUCGAGAAACUUGGUCUGACAAAAGAAGAUCAGAUUAACGAACAACGUACGAAGAAAUUCCUGAUAAAAAAUCUUCACAACGCAGACGAGCUAGACAGUGCAGGAGUUGAUAUUGUAUGGAAUAAAGUAGAGAGGGGCACAUCGUUCGAACGUGGUGUUUUGAAAAUGCCUUGCUUCACAGCACGUGGUUACACGGAAAGGUUGUGGAGGAACAUAAUGGCACUAGAGCAGUGUCAUUAUACUUACGCAGCCUAUGUUUGUCACUACAUCGCUUUCUUGGGCUUCCUCAUCGACACCGAGCAAGACGUUGAAUUACUCGUCAACAAAGGGGUUAUAAAGAAUUUGUUGGGACAUUCCGAAUCGGUGGUGGAAAUGGUGAACAAGAUGUGCUUAGGGCUCGCUGAUAAUGGCUCUUACUAUUACGAUAUAGCCGAGAGACUUAACAAAUACUACGACAACCGUCUCAACAGAUCCCUCGCAACUCUCCGGCGAGUCUACUUCAAAGACCUUUGGACUGGAACUGCCACCAUCGCAGCAGUUAUAAUUCUGGUCUUGACUUUGAUUGGGACGGUGACUUCCGUUCUCCAAGUGACUCAGGACGACAGUGAUCCCACUAAGUUACUGCUUCCACCCCCUCCUUCCCGGGACUUGUAG
Brassica oleracea var. oleracea is the source of this 1488-nucleotide messenger RNA. RefSeq names its product UPF0481 protein At3g47200-like. Lineage: Eukaryota; Viridiplantae; Streptophyta; Magnoliopsida; Brassicales; Brassicaceae. The transcript is spliced from 3 exons. The record is from RefSeq and is a predicted model, not a curated record. Bases 1 to 1488 code for a protein of 495 amino acids.